AUGAGAAUUGGGCAGCCAAAAUUAGAAACAGAGGAGACCGCUGAAUCACAUUCCCUGCUUGUUCAUCUUCCUGGUUAUGCAGAGGAUGAUAUAGGUGCUGAAUUUGAGUAUGAUUAUAGAAGAGUUAGGGUUUUUGGUAGACGAUCACUUGGAGAUAAUAGAUCAAUCCGCUUCAACAUUGCAUAUGCAGUUCCUAUGAAUUGUGACGUGAACAAGCUAAAGGGUGUGUUCCAAGGAGAAAUGUUUAGCAUUAUAAUGCCAAAGGUAACCAUACCAAGGAAAAUGCAAGGUCAAAUAAUGACAACCUGUGAGGAGCCAAAAUCAAUAGUUGAGAGUCAAAUACAAGCUAACGAGGCUUUAACUUCACCAAAAAGUGAUUCUGUUCCUCAAAAGGGUGAAGGAGUUUCACAAGAUGCCAAGAAUCAAAGAGAAGUGAGUUUUGAAAGCAGUGAAAAGAAAAGGGUUGAAAGGAAAGAAACAAAGGAUGAAAGUGAAAAUGAUUCUGUAUCAGGAAAACCACCCCAGAAAGGAAAAAAUGAAGGUGUCAUGGAUGAGACAAGUUCCAUCACAAGGAGUGGUAAACUUGGUGAUAUUGAAUGUAAAAUUGGUGAGAGAAAGGGCAAAGAAAAAGUGGAAAUGAAUAGUAAAAUUGGUGAUAUUGGAUCAUCAGAAAGGAUUGGGAUAAAGGAGGUGGCUGCUACUGCUUCACAAGCUGUGACAAGUAUGAUAAAAGGGUUCAAUGAAGAAGAUAAGCAUGUGCUACUGUAUACUAGUGUAACGGUUCUGGUUUUGGCACUGGGGGUUUAUGCCUCGUACAAGCUUCGUUCUUUAGCUAAAUAA
Messenger RNA from Vigna umbellata (rice bean), 840 nucleotides. RefSeq lists its product as uncharacterized. The record is from RefSeq and is a predicted model, not a curated record. NCBI's taxonomy places the organism in Eukaryota, Viridiplantae, Streptophyta, Magnoliopsida, Fabales, Fabaceae.